This is a messenger RNA of Chelonoidis abingdonii (Abingdon island giant tortoise), 1583 nucleotides long. It is a transcript of the gene TUBB6, whose product is annotated as tubulin beta 6 class V. Lineage: Eukaryota; Metazoa; Chordata; Testudines; Testudinidae. The record is from RefSeq and is a predicted model, not a curated record. Gene Ontology annotation, biological process: microtubule-based process. Gene Ontology annotation, cellular component: microtubule. Gene Ontology annotation, molecular function: GTPase activity; GTP binding; structural constituent of cytoskeleton.
GUUGCACAGUGAGCCGAGCUGGGAGGGAAGAUCACAGUCCAAGAGCCAAUAAAACACUCACUGAGUCAGAGACGCACUGCACAUAGCUGAACUCUGCAAAGUGUCUGUGAGUGAGAGUGAGAGAGAGACUUGUAAGUAUCACAAUGAGGGAAAUAGUCCACAUCCAGGCUGGCCAGUGUGGAAACCAAAUUGGAACUAAGUUUUGGGAAGUGAUCAGUGAUGAACAUGGCAUCGACCCAACAGGAGGCUACGCUGGUGACUCAGCACUGCAGCUGGAGAGAAUCAAUGUCUACUAUAAUGAAUCAUCCUCACAGAAAUAUGUACCCAGAGCAGUCUUAGUGGACUUGGAGCCAGGAACCAUGGAUAGUGUGAGAUCUGGUCCAUUUGGUCAACUGUUUCGACCUGAUAAUUUCAUCUUUGGACAAACAGGUGCAGGAAAUAACUGGGCCAAAGGACACUAUACAGAAGGAGCAGAGCUGGUAGAUUCAGUGCUUGAUGUUGUAAGAAAAGAAUGUGAACACUGUGAUUGCUUACAAGGAUUUCAGCUCACUCAUUCCCUUGGAGGAGGAACAGGUUCUGGCAUGGGAACGCUACUCAUCAGCAAAAUCCGAGAGGAAUAUCCUGAUAGGAUAAUGAAUACAUUUAGUGUCAUGCCCUCUCCAAAAGUCUCUGACACAGUGGUGGAGCCUUAUAAUGCUACACUCUCAGUCCACCAGCUGGUUGAAAACACAGAUGAAACUUACUGCAUUGAUAAUGAAGCUUUGUAUGACAUUUGUUUCCGCACCUUGAAGCUCACCACCCCGACGUAUGGAGAUUUAAACCAUUUGGUGUCCGCUACAAUGAGUGGAGUAACUACAUCAUUGCGUUUUCCAGGCCAGCUAAAUGCUGACCUUCGAAAACUGGCAGUGAAUAUGGUGCCAUUCCCACGCCUUCACUUUUUCAUGCCAGGGUUUGCUCCUUUGACAGCCCGAGGCAGUCAGCAAUACCGAGCACUCACUGUUCCAGAGCUCACGCAACAGAUGUUCGAUGCCAAAAACAUGAUGGCAGCCUGUGACCCAAGACAUGGACGAUACUUAACAGUGGCAACAGUAUUCCGAGGUCCCAUGUCCAUGAAAGAGGUUGAUGAGCAGAUGCUGGCCAUCCAAAACAAGAACAGCAGCUACUUUGUGGAAUGGAUCCCAAAUAAUGUCAAGGUGGCAGUUUGUGACAUCCCACCCCGUGGCCUCAAGAUGGCCUCCACCUUCAUUGGCAACAGCACAGCUAUUCAAGAGCUCUUCAAAAGGAUCUCUGAGCAGUUCUCUGCCAUGUUCAGGAGAAAGGCUUUCCUCCAUUGGUUUACAGGAGAAGGGAUGGAUGAGAUGGAAUUUACAGAAGCAGAAAGCAACAUGAAUGACCUGGUUUCGGAGUACCAGCAGUACCAAGAAGCUACGGCAAAUGAUGGAGAGGAAACAUUUGAAGAUGAUGAGGAAGAGAUCAAUGAAUAAAGAAAUUCUGUCUUACACAAAUUACAUCAAAAUUCUCAAAUAUGGAUUUUUAAAAUUAGUCUUGUAUAUCCAUAUUUAAUCUCCAUCCUCCUUUCUUCA